Messenger RNA from Chilo suppressalis (striped riceborer), 1665 nucleotides. NCBI's taxonomy places the organism in Eukaryota, Metazoa, Arthropoda, Insecta, Lepidoptera, Crambidae. The record is from the annotation of a GenBank genome assembly.
GUGUUGUUGAGUGCAUUGAACGUGAACUCGAGUGCACAUCAAGUUAUCUAAGUGAAGUUAGGCUUUAAACAGCGUCAAAGAUGCUCCAUCAAGCACGUUGGUUGAUGCUGCUCAUCGCAGCAGCCCUCGCAUUGCAGUCACGAGGUGAAGGCGGGAUUAGGCUACCAGACCAACCGCCCAAGGAAGAAACCCAGGGGAGAUCGUUGAGCUUCGGUGCUGAUGACAGGGGACGAUCGCCUCAAGCUCAAGGUCGUGGCUUCCUCGACUGGCUCGGUUUUGGUGAGGACCAGGACCCAUACAUCCAGCAGGCCACGCAGCAAUGCAUCAACGGUGACCUGGCCGACUGCUUCAAAGCUCAAGCGUUGAGGUCCUUCGACGACUUCUUCGAUAAACAAGCGUAUUCGCUUUCUGAAAACGCAGUCCUGGUUAAAGUGGAGCAACAGGCGAGAGCCCUGGUGCACGAGCCGCCGACCCUCAGCUCGCAACCACGCAGUGAGGACUCCGACUGGGACUCUCUGGUCAAGUACGGCAUGAGGAAGAUAGAGAGAUUUUUACGGUCUACUGCUCUAGAAUUCCAACUGGACGAUGAAGUCACAUCCAAUGGAAUCAUUGCCCCAAGAUUCAUUGACGAAAUCGCUGAUGAGGUUGAUAUCAUUGAAGACAAGAAAGCACCACCUUUCCGUCGCCAUAAACUGAAGAAGCUGAUCAUUCCUAUGUUGCUGAUUCUGAAACUGUUCAAGCUGAAGCUUCUGCUUUUCUUGCCCCUCAUUCUGGGCUUGGCCAGCUUCAAGAAGUUCCUCGGAUUCAUGGCACUGAUCGUUCCAGGAGUGAUCGGUUACUUCAAAUUCUGCAAGCCCAAUCUGAGUUCCCCGUUCUCAUCGAGUCACUACAGCGGCCCUCAGUACUCACCCGCCGGAAUUGGACUGGGACCAUAUAGGGAACAUCCUCCGGCGCAGUAUACCCAUUAUGAUGGCUACGGCAACGGUGGUCACAAAUAUGGCUCUGGAGGUAUCUCAUUCAGGGAGCAUGAUGUUAGCCCUCAAGACCUGGCAUACCAGGGUUGGGAGUACAGAAACCAGAAGAACGGCGACGACAUAAAAGCAGGCGAAGCAUAAGACUGAACUUUUUACAAUGUAACAAUAUAGUUAUGAAUUUAUUAUGAAUACUCCUGAUUAUUGUGACAAUUGUGCUUUCAAAAAUAUCAUCAACCUCUCAUCGCACAGUAAAAAUGAAAGAAAUAAGUUCUUGAAUAUAUUAGAAAAUAAUUAUCAGCAUGAAUAGCUUGAAUAUCUGGAAGACUGUUCAAACGAUGUUAUAGUCAAAUUCUACAAUAUUGUCUACAUAUUGUAUAAGUCAUUAGCAUCUUGUCUUAUUUAGCGACAAUAGUAUUAUUACAAAAGCAUAAAUGUAGUCGGGGUUUGUUACAAUGAAUGUUGUUAUUAAUUUAUUUAUAAUUAGUCCAUAUUUUGCCAUGCUCCCUACAGAUAAGUAUGUCUUGUUGUAUCUUAUUCGGUUUCCCGAAUGAUUUUGUAAAUAGGUAUCCUACAAAAAUGUAAUAAUGUUAAUUUGUAAUUCUUUUUACUUACAUAUUGUGCUAGUUAUUAUACUUUAAAAUAUUUUUAAUUUAUAAACCAAAAUACUUAAUUUUUUAUUUUUUUAUGAAUA